Molecule: messenger RNA, 3106 nt
Organism: Taeniopygia guttata (zebra finch)
Lineage: Eukaryota; Metazoa; Chordata; Aves; Passeriformes; Estrildidae
Source: RefSeq, a predicted model, not a curated record
GUUUUUUUUUUUUUCAUUCAGCUAGGACUAGCACGUUGACUUUUGUAAACAUAGGCAGUUCAGUUUUCGUUGUUAAGAAUGUUGACUUAACAGAGUAUAAAAUAGAAAUCUGGGUAUGUGAGAGCAGCACAUUUGCAAUCCAACUUUCUUUUCUCCUGCUGGUUAUAUUCAGUGGACCAAUUAUUCAACUGGCUACUUGCAGUAAAAUAUCAGAACGCUUAAAAUAAAUGCUGGGCUUCAGGCUGCUAUAAUGAGUGAAGACUCUUCUGAAAACAAUGGAGGAAGUCUAGACAUCUGUACAGUAGGAGAAGAAGAAGGAAAAUUGGCUCAAGGGAUUCCACCCCGAAUUCCCAGCUUUCACAUACAUGCCAAAAAGGGUCUUCCUGUGACUGUGGAUGAAGGAAGAUUUCUGGAUAAACCACCUCUGUCAUACAUAGCUUUGAUUGCAAAGGCGAUACUUUCUUCCCCCACAAAUAAACUGAAUUUAGCUGCUAUCUACAAAUAUAUUGAAGAUAAUUUUCCUUUUUACAGGAACAAAGGUCGAGGUUGGAGGAACAGUGUAAGGCACAACCUUUCACUAAAUGAUUGUUUCAUCAAGGUGGGAAGAUGUGAGGAUGGCAAAGGAAACUACUGGAGUAUUCACCCAUCAAACUUAAAUGACUUUGUUAACGGGGACUUCCGGCAACAUCGAAGGUCACGAAAGCGAGGGCACCAAAAGGAGGUAGAGCACUGUCUUGCUGUGAAUUAUUUCACACCAUGGGGACACUAUCCUUCUUACCCAGCACCAAAUUUGCUUUACCAAACACAUUUUUUUCUGGAGCCACUGUGGAAACUUCCGUAUGCUGACAGACUGCAGUUUGUGCAUGAAUACCAAAAGUGGAAUGUAAACAGUCAUGGGGAAAUCAUAGGGAAGUUUUCACCUCAAUUACAGACUGAUAAACCCCACAGCACUUCUGGGGACUGGUUUUAUGGAUCUCCUGCCACUUCAGUUAUGCAGCAGAAUAUUUUCCUAAAUAUUCUGUCAGAUUUCCCUAACUCCCUUUUAUUCUUUUCUCAAAAACAGCACCAAAGUGAAGCAUUCAGACACAUCUGUAAGUACUAGAAAGUAUUUGAAGUGCUUGAAUAACUUCACAGGCAGCUUGGGACUCUGUCAAGAUAUAUGUUGCACAAUUUUUAACUUUUGUAUAUGUUUCAAGACAGCAGAAAAGCUUGCUUACUUAUAUAGGCCCUUGAUUAGCCAUGAUUAUUACCUAAGUAUAUUUGCUUUGAAACCAAAACAAUGAAUUUUUAAUAAUUCUACUAGUCAAUAGCCAUGCAUAGAUUACUUCAGUAUAAAAACAAAUCCAUUCACACUGACUGCCCAGUGAAAUGAUUUUUAAAUUGUUCUGUAUCAAUCAUAUUACUGUAUACUACUGCUCUAUUGGAUUCAAAUUAAUACACAUGUAUGUGUAUUUAUAAGUAUAUAUUCAAAUAUGUAAAACCAUAUAUUUACUUUUACAUUGUAUUGAAAAGGAAGGAUUAAUAAAUUUUUCCUUUGUCAUUUGAGAAUGUCUUUGAAAUUGUACUUGUCACCUUUCAUACCGCUGGCAACACUGAAUUGUUCUUCUACUCAUUUAAUAUUAUACAUUGGUUAGUACUCACUCAACACUAUUAAUUCUGAUGCAUUGUAUUGAUCAAAAAAAAUCUCUGUACAUUUAUAUACCCUUAACUGUUAAGUUGUAUACUUGUUCCUGUUUGAAUAAUUGUGCAGAUUAAUAAAUAUUCCAAGUGAAAUAGGAUUGCAAUAUUUUCUAAAAUAUGUUUUUAAGUUCAAAUCUGCUUUUUAAAUGCAUGGCCACAUAUUAAUUAACCUACUUAAAUGACUGCUUAAAGGCAACAUGUCUAAUCAAGAGUUUACCCAUUUGCUGGGUAUAGUCCAUUCAAGAAAUUUUCAUUUUUCAGAUGUUUUCACCUAUUUCUUAGGCUUAUAUCUAUAUUUUUUUUGUUUACAUAGUCACACUUAUGUACAUAGCUGCAGAGUACAUGAUGUUAUAAAGUGCCCUCUUAAAUACGUUUUUUAAAUCUAUGUAUCUAUCCAGAAACCUCAGGGUAGCAGAAACUGAUGAAGUUUCACACAGGGAAGUGUAACAAGAAUUAUCGUGAAAAAACCCAGGUAUGCUAAGUUAUAAAACUAGAAGAACUUCCUUUGACACACUAGCUUACAGAAAAUGCAGAUGAAGGCACUGCAGUGCUUCAGUCACGAAAUGCUCUUGCAGUUCCUGAGAACUGGAUGAAGGUGGGGAAGGUGGGAUGAAGGUGUGUUGGGAAGACUGGCUAGAGGAAACAGAGAUAACUGGAGUUGGGACACAGAGCUCAGACGCGUUGAUCUAGGAGCUGUGAGAAGCCCAAGGAACACAGAUUGUGAGUGCCAGGCAAUUAUAACCAUAUGAGAAUGAAAGCUAAGGAGGAGAGUCAGGGUAGGUUUCAUGAGUAGUAGGUGGGAAAAGUUUAAGUAUUGGAUAAGUAGUUCUUUAGCUGUCAGCAAAUUACUUUAAAAUUACACUAAAGAGCAAGUUACUCCUGUUUGCUCUUACUGGGCUUACUUGGCAAAAGCUUGUGAAGUACACCUGAGGAUAUUCCCAGAAUAACACAAUGUCAUUUAACUUCAUCUUCCCUGCUAAGUAAGAGUUGGAAAAGGAUAUUAUAGUGUACAACAUGACAUACUGCUUGAGCUGUUGUGACCUAUUACUUACCAGGUUUUCCUUUGUUCUCAAAGUAACCAUUUUAGUUUGCUCAGGAAAAAGAAUUUUAUUUUACCGGAUUACCGGUGAUGGUGGAAAUGUGGCAUGUACCAGUCCUUACAUGCACUUCCAGAUCUUUAUUCCAGUUUCCAUGUGGGAAUGAAAUAAUAGUAAGUCAUAUGAAGGAGACAUUCUUCUGCUCAGAUGCACUUUGAAAUAGUUUUCAUACUACUAGUGAUACACAUACCAUAGAUUGAGAACUCCCAUCUUAGAUAUUUCCACUAUGAUUAUGUAGCUGUCCAUAUGCUUUCUUAUGUUUUUUGUUUUAACUUUUUGUUUGUUUGUACAACAACUGCAUGCCACAUUGGAGGAGGAUUCUUUUCAAA